Anopheles maculipalpis is the source of this 630-nucleotide messenger RNA. It is a transcript of the gene veli, whose product is annotated as protein lin-7 homolog C. Gene Ontology annotation, molecular function: protein binding. Gene Ontology annotation, cellular component: basolateral plasma membrane; cell-cell junction; synapse. The transcript is spliced from 2 exons. NCBI's taxonomy places the organism in Eukaryota, Metazoa, Arthropoda, Insecta, Diptera, Culicidae. The coding region runs from base 30 to 623 and encodes 197 amino acids. The record is from RefSeq and is a predicted model, not a curated record. Gene Ontology annotation, biological process: protein localization to basolateral plasma membrane; neurotransmitter secretion; maintenance of epithelial cell apical/basal polarity.
GAAAUCGAAAAGAUAAACAAAUCAAUAAAAUGGCAAACGUAUGCGAACCUCUAACGCUGGCCAAAGAUGUAAAACGCUCGAUUGAGCUGCUGGAAAAGCUGCAAAUGAGUGGCGAAGUGCCUGCCACCAAACUUGCGGCCCUGCAGAAGGUACUGCAAAGCGAUUUCCUCAAUGCCGUACGGGAGGUGUACGAACACGUGUACGAAACGGUCGACAUCCAGGGUUCGCUCGAUGUGCGUGCAUCCGCUACGGCCAAGGCAACGAUUGCGGCGUUCGCUGCGAGCGAAGGACACGCCCAUCCGCGCGUCGUCGAGCUGCCCAAAACGGACGAAGGGCUUGGGUUUAAUGUGAUGGGUGGUAAGGAGCAAAAUUCACCGAUCUACAUCUCACGCAUCAUACCGGGCGGGGUGGCCGAUCGGCACGGUGGACUUAAGCGGGGCGAUCAGCUGCUCUCGGUGAACGGUGUGUCCGUGGAGGGUGAAAACCACGAGAAGGCGGUGGAGUUGCUGAAGCAGGCGGUCGGAUCGGUAAAGCUUGUCGUGCGCUACACGCCCAAGGUACUGGAGGAGAUGGAACUGCGGUUCGAUAAGCAGCGUGCUGCUCGAAGGCGCCAACAGUAUUAAGCUAGCC